AUGGCUGCCAUUGCUCAGUCUGCCAUUUCUGGCGCGAUUUGCGCUCCCGCAGUCGCGUCAGUUGAGGUGUCUAGCAGGACCAGCAUUGUCUCCUUCAAUGGCCUGAAGGCGACCUCUCUCCGCCAGUCUGUGAAGGCAUCCCUCUCGCAACGUGUGUCUAAGCGCUCUUGCCGCGUUGUGUGCGAAGCCACCGGCACCGAAGUCGCGGGGCCCGUGACGGAUGCGACGUUCAAGAACCUCGUUCUGGAGAGCAAUGUCCCAGUCCUGAUCGACUUCUGGGCUCCAUGGUGCGGCCCUUGCAGAAUGAUUGCUCCUCUCAUUGAUGAGCUCGCGAAGGAGUAUAACGGAAAGCUGAAGUGCUACAAGCUGAACACCGACGAGAGCCCCAACGUGGCCACAGAGUACGGAAUCCGGAGCAUUCCCACCGUGAUGAUCUUCAAAAAGGGGAAGAAGGUCGACACUGUGAUUGGUGCUGUUCCUAAGUCUACCCUCACAGCCACCAUUGAUAAGUACUUGUAA
This is a messenger RNA of Closterium sp. Naga37s-1, 519 nucleotides long. The record is from the annotation of a GenBank genome assembly. NCBI's taxonomy places the organism in Eukaryota, Viridiplantae, Streptophyta, Zygnematophyceae, Desmidiales, Closteriaceae.